UAGGGCUUCAUUCUAGGCGAAGGGUUCUUGAGCAUCGUCAAUCUGAUUUUACAGAGUUCCCAGGUGCCUCACUUAUAAGCACUUGCUGUACUGAAGUAGGUAUAUAUAAAUGGUAUUACGCAUGUCUAGUGUUGUGGUUUGGGAUAGGUAGAACAAUAUCUACGAUACCUCCUAGUAUAAGCUUCGUCGUGGUAUCACGCAAGCCCCAUAUUUGGCCCCUCUCAAGCCCCUCACACAACCAAACUUACAGUGGGAGAAUCGCACCACUAUGGUGGGGUAAAACCCGAGGCAACAAUUGCCCUUUUAAUCCAUUCCUACCUAUAUAUAUAUACUUACCUAGGUAUAUACAAAUGCAUAUAUCUCUGGACUCGGAGAUAUACAGGUAGGCUGCGUGUGCCAUUGACUCUGCUCGACUGCCUUGAUAUUGUCAACCAAAUCUUGUCAAACCAGGAACAAGCCAUCUCGAAGAUGCUGAUCAAAGAAAGCUUUGUCGAUGUUGUGACGAAGGCGGAUGGGAAAGAUGGAUCCAUGAGGAUAUUUGUCUUCCACCCGACCGUCCCUCAAUAUCCAGAGGCACGCUUCCCAGGUGUCGUGUUGUUCAGCGAAAUCUAUCAAGUAACCGGCCCCGUUGAGCGGUUCGCUCGUCAGAUAGCUGGGCAAGGGUACAUCGUUGCGGCGCCCUCGUCAUAUCAUGAUUUCGUCGGGCCUGAGGCGUUGGCAUACGACGUACCGGGAACAGACCUGGGGAAUGCGCUGAAAAUAAAAAAGACCCUCCACUCAUAUGAUGAGGACUCCUCCAAGGUGGUUGAUUACUUGCUCAGCCUGCCAACUUGCUCUGGGCGGAUAGGCAGCACAGGCAUGUGUUUAGGUGGCCAUCUCACCUUGCGCGCUACUCUUGACCCCCGAAUCAGUGCCUGCGUCGCGUACUUUGCUACUGAUGUGCACUCCCGCACAUUGGGCCCUUAUGAAGCGGCCAACAUGUCAGCCGAAGCACCGCCAGAUAGUCACCAUACAAUCGACAGACUCAAAGAGAUCAAGGGAGAGGUUGCGAUGAUAUGGGGUAUCAAAGACACACAUGUCCCGGACGCUGGACGUGAUCUUAUCCGGCUUAAGUUGCGAGAGGCUGGCACCGUGUUCAGCUUCUACGAGUUCGCAUGGUCGCAACACGCUUUCAUCCGUGACGAGCUCAGCAAAGGCCGCUACGAUCCGGCCAUCACCAAAAUUUGCUUUGAGGUGCUACUGGAAUUGUUUGGAAGAGUCUUGAAAACAGACUUGGGACCGCGUGACACGAACCCUGAAAAGAUUGAGCACGUCUGCUAAACUAGAUGUAGCCAGUAGCUUGGACUGUUUUCUCGUGUGUUCCGGAAUACCUAGUUGAGAGUAAAAACACAUACAACGAGACACGGGGGAAAACUUGAUU
Xylaria bambusicola is the source of this 1420-nucleotide messenger RNA. Its product is annotated as dienelactone hydrolase. Lineage: Eukaryota; Fungi; Ascomycota; Sordariomycetes; Xylariales; Xylariaceae. The record is from RefSeq and is a predicted model, not a curated record. The transcript is spliced from 7 exons. Bases 469 to 1320 code for a protein of 283 amino acids. Gene Ontology annotation, molecular function: hydrolase activity.